UUUUCCUGUUAUCUUUGAACUUCGUGUUUGUUAGUUAGAGUUCUGCAUAACUGUAAGCUUUCCAAAACGUCAAAUUGAAAGGUUUGAGUCUUUGGGAACAAUCAUGGGAUUUGAAUUCUUGUUCUUCUUUUUUCUGUUAUAACUGAUUCUGAAGUAACAGUGAUUUUGAUUUUGAUUUUGAUUUUUUUUUAUGUAAUCUCUCACUGUUCUUUUGGUAAUACUCUCUUCCAAUUUUCAGUUUUCAGUUUUCAAUUUUCAAAAUGCACAUUUGCUUCUGUGGAAGUGCAAUUCUUGUGUCACUUCUUUAUUGUGAUAUAUAGCUGUUUUUUGUUUUUGUUUUUUUUCCUCCAAAAUUUAUAAUAUUUGUAUUUUUGUUAUCUUUUUGUAGGACUCAUCUGCUGCUGCUUUGAUUGUGUCUAGAGGGAUUUUGGUUUCCCCAUAGAUGUGCCCAAAGCCAGAAAGAAAGGAUCUUUAUCUCUGUCCAAAAUCAAAAAUAAUUUCCAAAAAGGCAUACUCUAAAAAUGUUAUUUCUGCUCAAGUGGCAGAAAUAGGUACUGCCUUUCAAAAUUACCAAGAUGCUUCCUCAAGGACACCUGUGCCUCCUAAGGAUGAUGUAAGUGGUGAAUCCAUUGACAACAAGGAAAUUUUGAAUAAAGAUAAUUCUGAAUCUCAGCAGCAGCAAUCAUUUCCUCUUGAUUCCUCUUUCCCGGAAAGAAUGGAAUCAGCGAACUCUUAUACAGCAAACAUAGAAACAACUUUUUCUCCUCCUUUUGAGCCUACGGAAGUUCAUUUUCUACAUUAUAUUCAAGAAGACGCAGUAGGGAGCAUUGGUGAUAUUGACAUGCCCACUCUAAGAGCUGAUGAAUAUGAUGGGGGAAGAAGCAUAUGUGGCUAUGAAACAUGUGAUGUGUCUGACUUCUACAUUUCUGAUAUGACCAUUACAAGCUUACCCUUUGAUGGAGCUUCAUUUGAUGAAGAUAUCUGUCAGUUCAACUGCUUAUGUGAUUAUAGAUCUUCUGAGCCAACCAUCUGUGAUGCAUCUGACCAGUAUAUGGUCCUGCCUGCUCUUGAAGUUGAAGAUGAUGUUAAAAUUGGUAAAACUUCUGAUAUCAUAUCAUUUGAAGAAGCCAUGGUGGUUCGAGAAAAUGCUAGCUUGUAUUCAGCAUUGUGUUGCAACCAGGAUUCUGAUUUUAAAAAUGACUUGGAUAAGGCAGAUUUUUUUGAUCCACAAUUGUUUAUCAAGAAUUUUCCAGAACUAUCAGACAUAGAAUGGAGUGAUCUUUUCAAUGAAAUACCAAAGCAAUCUCAGAGAAGAAAGUCAGUAACCCUAGUGCUUGAUUUAGAUGAGACACUUGUUCAUUCUACUCUGAAACAUUGUGAUGAUCCAGAUUUCAGUUUUACUGUUUUCUUCAAUAUGAAAGAGCACACAGUAUAUGUAAAACAGAGACCUAACCUCCGCCCAUUCUUGGAGAGAGUGUCAGAGAUGUUUGAAGUAGUUAUUUUUACUGCCAGCCAAAGCAUAUAUGCAAAACAACUGCUUGAUAUAUUGGAUCCUGAUGGAAGGCUUAUUUCACGUCGAGAGUAUCGAGAAUCAUGCAUUUUUUCAGAUGGAAAUUGCACAAAAGAUCUGACUUUUUUAGGUGUUGAUCUUGCAAAAGUUGCCAUAAUUGAUAAUUCCCCCGAGGUUUUCCGGUUGCAAGUGAAUAAUGGUAUUCCUAUAAAGAGUUGGUUUGAUGAUCCAUUGGAUUGUGCCCUGAUGUCAUUGCUUCCCUUUCUAGAGAUCCUGGCUGAUGCGGAUGAUGUCCGUCCUAUCAUUGCGCAGAGAUUUGGUAACAAAGAAUAAGUUUCUCAUUAGACAAAAGAUAGCAGAUCUUCCUAUUUUUUUUUCUAGAUUUAAGAAAAUUUGGCCUCUAAUUAGAUUUAAGUCUCCUUUCCAUUUGAGUUCUUGAGAUGAAUUAACCUUUACAAUAAAUUAUUGAUUGUCUUGUUGUUGAGUCAACAAUUAGUUCCCUUAUCCAGUCUCAGUUGACAUCUCCAGAGUGCUCUGUUUCUCUUGAAAGGUAGUAUCGCAACCAUAUCUCUUUUUCUUGUCUCCCUUUCUUGCUCUGGUCUUUGUACAGUUGAGGUUGGUAUUAUUCUGCGGGGUUGCACAUAAAAUGUUAUCAUAUUAUGGAAUAUAGUUCUUAAAGUUAAAUAUUUUCAUUUAUUAUGUUCCAGGUAAAGGGCCAAUCAAUUGUCAUGCGUGCUAAUUGAAAUGAAAACUACUAUCUAGUUAAUUUUUGCUUGUUCUUUUUUAUUUAUACUGAUUCAGGU
Gastrolobium bilobum is the source of this 2313-nucleotide messenger RNA. RefSeq lists its product as uncharacterized. Bases 443 to 1843 code for a protein of 466 amino acids. The record is from RefSeq and is a predicted model, not a curated record. Gene Ontology annotation, molecular function: phosphoprotein phosphatase activity. The transcript is spliced from 6 exons. Lineage: Eukaryota; Viridiplantae; Streptophyta; Magnoliopsida; Fabales; Fabaceae.